This is a messenger RNA of Glycine soja, 1273 nucleotides long. RefSeq names its product protein trichome birefringence-like 3. The coding region runs from base 29 to 685 and encodes 218 amino acids. The transcript has 4 exons. Gene Ontology annotation, cellular component: Golgi apparatus. The record is from RefSeq and is a predicted model, not a curated record. Gene Ontology annotation, molecular function: O-acetyltransferase activity. Lineage: Eukaryota; Viridiplantae; Streptophyta; Magnoliopsida; Fabales; Fabaceae.
CACCGUUAAGCUCCACUACUCAUCCCCCAUGAUUCCUUCAGGAAUAAUGAAGUAUCCCAGAGGAAAGCUUCCUCUUCCCAUCAUUGUCAUCACAACAUGUGUUCUUGUUUUUGUGGCUAUCUUGUAUGUAGAGAGGCUCAGUUUCCUCUCUUCCAAGUCCAUUUUCAAGUUCAAACCAUGUCCUAGAAAAACCACCAAAACAAAGUCUAUAGGUGACAAAAAAGCAGAUGAGGAGGUUGGGGUUGUGAAUGCAUCAACAUGGAUUGAUGACAGGUUUGAUUUUGACCCUGAGGAGUGCAAUGUUGCAAAUGGGAAAUGGGUGUUUAACCAUUCAAUAAAGCCUCUCUACUCUGACAUAAGCUGUCCAUACAUAGAUAGACAAUUUUCUUGUGUCAAGAAUGGGAGGAAUGAUUCUGACUAUCACCAUUGGGAGUGGCAGCCAGAAGAUUGCACCUUGCCACGUUUCAACCCAGAGCUAACCCUCAGAAAGCUUCAAGGGAAAAGGCUGCUAUUUGUGGGGGAUUCACUGCAAAGAAACCAAUGGGAAUCUUUUGUCUGCUUGGUAGAAUGGGUCAUACCUCAUAAGCAUAAAUCUAUGCAACUAGGAAGAGUUCAUUCAGUCUUCACAGCCAAGCAUAUUGGUGGCGAAUGUUUGGGUCACAAACUCCAAAUUUGCAAAAGCUAGCUAUUAAAAUUUUGAGUUUGACUUGCAAUGCUUCAGGAUGUGAAAGAAAUUGGAGUGAGUUUGAGCAAGUAAUUGUGACAAAACUCUAACUAUACUUUCUAAUUUUAUUUAAUUUUGAUGAUCAUGUUUUUGUUCAUGUUAUUGCCUUCACUAACUUGACUAGAUGAAGAAGAUGGGGCUUUAUUGGCCAUUGGAUAUUCUUCAAUACGUAGGACUUGAGUGGGGAUAUGUUGAGAUUGGGUGGUAUGAGAUUGUGAUUGAGGUAGAGGAGGAGGUUGAGGUUGAGAUUGAGUAGAUUGGGUGGUAUGAGAUUGAGAUUGAGGUGAAAGUUGAGUAGGUCGAGGUUGACUUCGAGAUCGGGUUCGAGGGCGGGUUUGAGGUUGAGAUUGAGUGAGUUGAGGAGGAGGUUGGGAUUGAGUGAAUUGAGUUCGAGGUCGAGUUUGAGAUCGGGUUCGAGGUUGGUCAUUGAAGCAAGCCUGUGACAUGUUUAACAUUGUAACAGCAGCAGACAACUCUGAUGUAUUUUUACACCUUGGUGACACUGAAUGCACUUCAACAUCAUUAUUAAUAUGAGGAAGUUUCUCUCCA